Messenger RNA from Durio zibethinus, 2410 nucleotides. Its product is annotated as phosphatidylinositol 4-phosphate 5-kinase 4-like. The record is from RefSeq and is a predicted model, not a curated record. Gene Ontology annotation, biological process: phosphatidylinositol phosphate biosynthetic process. NCBI's taxonomy places the organism in Eukaryota, Viridiplantae, Streptophyta, Magnoliopsida, Malvales, Malvaceae. Gene Ontology annotation, cellular component: plasma membrane. Gene Ontology annotation, molecular function: ATP binding; 1-phosphatidylinositol-4-phosphate 5-kinase activity.
UUUAAGGUAUUCACAUUUCUUGCAUACAGCUGUAAUCAGAUUCUAGUGAUCAGUGUAAACAUAGCAUGUUAAUAACGUGUAAAAGAAGUUGCUCACUAUGAACAAAGAGCAAAGCGGUGUCCUAAGGGCAUGGGAAGCCACCGUACGCAAAACACAAGCAGCAAAAAAGCGCGCAAAUAACAUUUUCGGGACAAUAUCUAUGGCAAAUGUAGCAGACGUUGAUCCUGAAGAUGAUAAUGAUAAAAGCGUAGGCAUAUCUGGGGAGGCAUACUUCACAGAGAAAAUUCUUCCUAAUGGAGAUUAUUACACAGGACAGUGGUAUGAUAAUUUUCCUAAUGGACAAGGGAAAUAUUUAUGGACCGACGGUUGCAUGUUCUUAGGAGAGUGGCAUAAGGGCAAGACAAUGGGAAGGGGAAGGUUUAGUUGGCCCUCUGGUGCUAUUUAUGAAGGAGACUUCAAAAGCGGAUAUAUGGAUGGGACUGGAAUAUAUACUGGACCCAGUGGGGAUACUUAUAAGGGACAAUGGCUGAUGAACUUGAAACAUGGUCAUGGCAUAAAGCAUUAUUCAAAUGGAGAUUGGUAUGAUGGAGAAUGGCGCCGAGGUUUGCAAGAAGGACAUGGAAAAUAUCAAUGGAAGAAUGAGAACCAUUAUGUAGGACAGUGGAAGAAUGGUGUGAUUUGUAGCCAGGGGACUUUUACUUGGAGUAACGGAAAUAAGUAUGAUGGCUAUUGGGAAGAUGGUAUGCCAAAAGGAAAUGGAAAAUAUCAAUGGCCUGAUGGCAGUUUCUAUGUAGGGAAUUGGAGUAAGGAUCCAGAUGAACAAAAUGGGACAUAUUACCCUUCAGAGUCCUCCAUGGCUGCAAAUCUUGAAUGGGACCCUAAAACCGUGUAUAACGAGUUGGCUGACUGCAAGAUUUGUCCUGGAGAAAGGGUUUCGAUUAUGCCAUCACAAAAGAAACUGGCAAUAUGGUAUUCAACAAAGGGUGGAGACAAAGUGAGGAGAAAGUCAGUUGAUGGGAGGGUAAGCGUAGGCAUAGAGAGGCCAUUUGAUAAAAUGAACAUGUGGGAAAGUGAUGGUGAUAUCAAUGAUUCCGGAGAAGUGAGGAGAGAUUUGGAUUGUGAGUUGUUAGGUGUACACCAUUACGAUGCAAACCCUAAGUUUAACCUCAGAUUGCCAUUGAAAGCGCCAAAGCCAGGAAAAAGACAAGGAGAAACAAUAUGUAAAGGGCAUAAGAACUAUGAACUUAUGCUCAAUCUGCAAUUGGGAAUCAGACAUUCUGUAGGAAGACCUGCUCCAGCCACAGCUCUUGAUCUUAAGGCUUCGGCUUUUGACCCCAAGGAGAAAAUUUGGACUAGAUUUCCUCCAGAAGGCAGCAAAUACACUCCACCUCAUCAAUCUUGUGAAUUUAAAUGGAAGGAUUACUGUCCUGUAGUUUUCAGGACUUUGAGGAAGUUGUUCGAGGUGGACGCUGCAGAUUACAUGAUAUCUAUUUGUGGAAACGAUGCACUCAGGGAACUAUCUUCCCCCGGAAAAAGUGGUAGCUUCUUUUACUUGACCGAUGAUGAUCGAUACAUGAUAAAGACAAUGAAGAAGUCAGAAGUGAAAGUGCUUUUAAGGAUGCUUUCAGCCUACUAUAACCAUGUCCGAUCCUUUGAGAACACUUUGGUGAUAAAAUAUUAUGGUUUGCAUUGUGUAAAGUUAAUUGGGCCUACUCAAAGAAAGGUACGGUUCAUUAUUAUGGGAAAUCUUUUACGCUCUGAGUAUAUAAUUCAUAGACGUUUUGACUUGAAAGGAUCUUCUCUAGGACGCAUAACAGAGAAGCCUGAGUCUGAGAUUAAGGAUACCACAAUUCUGAAGGACCUUGAUUUGAAUUUCAUAUUCAAACUACAAAAAGCUUGGUUUCAAGAGUUUUGUAGGCAAAUAGACAGGGAUUGCGAGUUUCUUGAACGAGUGAGAACUAUGGACUAUAGUCUUCUAGUGGGUCUUCACUUUAAAGAUAUAUCGCCAAAUGGAGAGCUAAUUCCUUGCGGAAGACGAACUCCAUCUGGCAAUUCUGAGAAUGAAUCAACUCCUCAUCUUUCUAGAACAGAUACAGAUCAACUUCUUGUAGACCCUGAGAGGUGGGCUAGCAUCAAGCUUGAAGCCAACAUGCCAGCAAGAGUAGAAAGAACUAUAAGAAGACCCGAGUGUGAAUUACAGCUUGUGGGACGACAUACAGGGGAGUGUUACGAAGUGGUAAUGUUCUUUGGCAUCAUUGACAUACUUCAAGAUUAUGACAUUACCAAGAAGCUUGAGCAUGCCUAUAAAUCCAUCCAUUAUGACCCUACUUCAAUAUCGGCUGUGGAUCCAAAGCAAUACUCCAAGAGAUUUCGCGAUUUCAUAUUUAAAGUUUUUGUUGAAGAUACUUAG